ACGCAGUGGAAAAUGGGUAGAAAACAUAAUGGGAAAAUUAGAAUUAGGCAGCAUAGUAGCAAUAUUAACUCUGGGGUGUUUAAUAUGUACAGCGAUUGGUGAACAAUGCGGUAGACAAGGUGGAGGGAAGACAUGUCCAAACAACCUUUGCUGCAGCCAAUACGGUUAUUGUGGUGACAGCGAUGAUUACUGUUCACCUUCUAAGAACUGUCAAAGUAAUUGUCAUGGCAGUGGUGAAAGUGGUGAAAGUGCAUCUAAUGUUCGUGCAACCUAUCAUUACUAUCAACCUGAGCAACAUGGAUGGGAUUUAAACGCCGUUAGUGCUUAUUGCUCCACUUGGGAUGCGAGUAAGCCUUACUCUUGGCGUAGCAAAUAUGGUUGGACGGCGUUCUGUGGCCCCGUUGGACCUCGCGGUCAAGCUUCUUGUGGAAAGUGUCUUAGAGUGACAAAUACAGGUACAGGAGCACAGGAAACAGUGAGAAUUGUAGAUCAAUGUAGCAACGGAGGGUUGGAUUUGGAUGUGGGAGUGUUUAACAGAAUAGACACAGAUGGCAGAGGAUACCAACAGGGGCAUCUCAUUGUUAACUAUCAGUUUGUCGAUUGUGGGAAUCAGCUAGACAUCACCCACCCUUUACUCUCCAUCUUCAAUGCUUAAUUUCAUAAUCAAUUUAUUACUCAAAUUUAUCUUUAUCUAAUCAAUAAGUGCCCCUGUUACUGUGUUAGUAACAUAGUUUGAUACUAUUUCCGUUUCCAAAGAUAAAGUAUUUACACAUGUUCUGCCUUUCAAUAAAAAUAUAUACUUAUAGAUUUGGUUAUCCUCCUUAACACAUCAAAAUUUACGUUA
Cicer arietinum (chickpea) is the source of this 844-nucleotide messenger RNA. Its product is annotated as hevein-like preproprotein. Lineage: Eukaryota; Viridiplantae; Streptophyta; Magnoliopsida; Fabales; Fabaceae. The record is from RefSeq and is a predicted model, not a curated record. Gene Ontology annotation, biological process: defense response to bacterium; defense response to fungus. Gene Ontology annotation, molecular function: chitin binding; RNA nuclease activity.